Messenger RNA from Pelodiscus sinensis (Chinese soft-shelled turtle), 4229 nucleotides. NCBI's taxonomy places the organism in Eukaryota, Metazoa, Chordata, Testudines, Trionychidae. The record is from RefSeq and is a predicted model, not a curated record.
GGAGGGAAGCGGUCCCGGCUGGCGGCGCACUGGGGGGACAAGGAAGGGGAAGGUGGUGGAUCUGCUGGCCAUGGACGCUGAUCUGGUGCGUAGGGGCCAAGUGAGAGCAGGCGCGGAGUCAGGAGAGGGGUUCCCGGGGAGGGCGAGCUUACUGCGGGGGCAGCUUCUGAGAUCCAGCGCCCUUCCUGAUCGGCCUCUCCCUGCAAGGCGGGGACAACGCGGGUCACACCGUGGUGGUGGGGCUGGUGGAGUACGAUUUCCAGGUGCUGCCGAACCACAGCGAGGUCACAGCCGUGCCACCUCCUUCCUCGGUGAGUGACCCUAUGUACGCUGACAUCUGCCCGCACCUCCAUCCUGACACCCAGCUUCCUUCCUUGAUUGGCUCUGGUAUUUGGCUUCUGAAGCAAGACUCCAGUGUGUGACCAAUCCCACGCAGGCCCUGCCCCAAGCUGGUUGGCAUGGCCCUGCCAACCAUGCCCUAGUGCCAGUGACACCCUGUGAUACUCUCUCCCAUGGCUAGAGACAAUUACUGGAAGGCUAAGCGGCGCAGACAGGCCAGAGAGCCUGCCCUGAGCCAGAGCCUUUUCCCUAUAAAGGAGCCACUGAGCCUGGGCCCUUUCCAGUUGGGCCAAGGGGCCUUUCCUGAGCCAUUCACAAGCACUUGAGCAGGCACUGCCACUCCAUCCUCCCUUCCCCAGUGCAGGAACUGACGGCUCAGCUACCCACCCAGACAUCAGUUUGUGGCCUUCCAGGUCCCCUGUGCCAUGACGGGUAGCACAGGGCCCUUCCUUCAGUGGGCCCAGGAGGUGGCCGCGCUGCUGCUGCUGCGGGUGCGACGUACGGUGCUGCAGACGGCUAUCCUGCUCUGCGUGCUGCUGCUGCUUCUCUGGGUUGCUGUCUUUCUCUAUGGCAGCUUCUACUACUCCUACAUGCCCACUGUGAGCUACAUCAGCCCUGUGCACUACCGCUUCAGGACAGACUGUGGUUUGCCAGGCCCUGAUCUUUGCUCCUUCCCCAUUGCCAACAUCUCCCUGGUCAAAAACAACCGGGACAAGGUGCUGAUGUACGGGCAGCCCUACCGCAUCUCCCUGGAGCUGGAACUGCCUGAGUCACCCGUGAACCAGGAGCUGGGCAUGUUCAUGGUGGCAAUAUCCUGCUACACAAAGGGUGGGCGGAUCAUCUCCUCCUCCACCAGAGCGACCAUGUUGCAUUACCGCUCAGGCCUGCUGCAGACUCUGGACACCCUGGUCUUCGCUGGGCUCUUCUUCUUGGGCUUUGCUGAGCAGAAGCAAAUAGUUGAGGUGGAGCUGUACUCGGACUACAGGGAGGACUCGUAUGUCCCAACUAUUGGAGCCGUGAUAGAAAUCCAGACCAACCGGAUCCAGAUCUAUGGGGCACAGCUGCGGAUCCAUGCCCACUUCACAGGCCUGCGGUACCUCCUCUAUAAUUUCCCAGUGACUUCGGCCAUCUUAGGCGUGGCCAGUAACUUCACCUUCCUCAGUGUCAUCGUGCUCUUCAGCUACUUGCAGUGGAUCUGGGGCAGUGUAUGGCCCCGGGAGCCCCUCUUAGUGCAGGUAAACACACGGGAUGGGGCCAGCCUGCAGCAACGGCGGGAAGAAGCACGACGGCGCAUAGUUACUCCCAGGCCAGAUGCUCUCUGUCCUGAAACAGCAGACCAAGAGGAGCUGACAACACUGCAGCCCGAGGCCAGAGGGCUGGGCAAGAGUGACCAGGAGAGGGUUCCCCAGGGCACAGCUUCCCCCCCACAGUUAACAAACCCAUCUCUGGAGACAAUUGGCCACAUAGAGGACGCAGCCCAGGGGAAGGAACUGGACCUGAGUGAAGAGGCUGAGUUCGAGUCCGUGGAUGAGUCCUCCCUGCUCACUGAUGCCAACUACCCUCCCCCUGCAGGGACACCUGUGAUGCUACCACAGCUGGGAGAGGGAGAUGAAAUCCGUCAGAGAUACGUCUGCUCCAGCUCCUGAGGGCACCAUCUCCCCUUCCCCAAAAAACAAAAACCCUCUGGCCUUGUUCCCUGGGCUCCCAGCUCGUGUUUACAUUCCAACUCCCAACCCUCACUUGGAACUGCAGUAAUCGAAUAAAGCACCUGCUGGAGGAGCCAGACUGCUGGCUUGGGGGUAAGCAGGCUGUGAGGCAAUGCUGGGGGCCUGUCCGUGGAGGUGGAGGGCUACAUUCCUGUGGUGAAGGACUGAGAUGAGUUGUGCUCUGACCCCUGUUGAUGGGGGUAGAAGAGAAACCCCACCCUUCAGGAUAAGAUGGGCUGGGGUCCCCCAACAUUCCAGCUCCUAGCCAGGGCGUGCCCAUGGCAGCAGACGAGCCGCUCCUCCCCCCCAUCCCAGCUCUCCCAUUCGCUCUCCACAGCCGCACCUCUUCCUGUCUGCUGAAGUGAGGCCACAUGAGGGUGGGGAGAUGCCCUCUCCUGAACUGAGCUCACUGCAGCCGGGAAACCAGCAUGAGCUUUCCCCACUGGGCUGUGACGUCUGCAUUCCAGAAGGCUCAGUAAUUGGGGGCUGGAUUACACAGGAGGUUGUAAGCUUGGCAGGGAAGGUGUCUGCUUCUGGAGGCAGUUGCCUUUGCUUAUCAUGCACUGCUCUGAGCACCUGGCAGCCCAGCCCUUGCAUCCAGCCACCCACCCAUCUGUAAGCUCUCUCUAGCAUUUUCCCUCUUGCUGAGGCAUUAGGAGUAGAGCACCAUUGUUGUCUGGCUGCCUCUUCCAACAGAGGGUUCUGUAGGGAGUGGGGCAGGAGCUAUUGGGGGUACUGCUUUGUCAGAAUCCAGCCUUCCAGGGUUUGUGCAAGGGGUAGAGAAGCUGGGGCAGGGUAUGUCCUGCUGCCUUCCCAGUGUGGAAGCUGCACUUAUUUGUGGGGGUAGGAACCUGCAGCCUAUUGAGGCACUAACACAUGCAGCUACAGCUGUACCUACCUUCCACCAAACCUGGCUCCACUUUGGGGGUGAUGCAGGAAACUGGCUCCUCCUCCACUUCUGCCUCCGGAUCAGUUGUGAGCUUCUGGCCGCUCUCCUGUAGGUCUCACCUGAGACUGCUCUGCCUGCCAGCCUAUGUAAGCAGCCCCACACAGUAGGGCAGGUAUCAUGGCUUGCCCUGUGCUCCUAAUUUCUCUGUCCCCUUCUACCUCCCUGGCCACUUUGGGCCUGUGGGGUUCUAGGAGUAUCUUUAUGGAAAAGUUUCUAUUCCUGCAAAGAGAUGGGUUAUGGGGGCAGAGCCAGAGAUGGAUGUAGUUCCAUGGGCAAGAAGAGUUCUGGCUCCCAUCUCCUUCACAAAGACGGGAAGAGCCCGGAGCUUAGGUUGAACAUGGCCUGGUGCUGUCAGCCUAGCAGAAGGGGGCUGAAAGCUGUUGCUGCUCUCACUCUUGUGUUGUCCUUGUUUCCCCAUACUCAUUCUGAGGGUGGUGAGAACUUCUUUGCCCAGCCCCACCUCAAAGGCCCCUGACCACGAGCCAGGGACUGGCCCAGCUUUGCUUGCUGGCUUCAGCCUGGUAUACGUGGGGUGGCCCAGACAUGGCUGUUGUGGGGAGGAGGGUGGCACAGUCCCUGUCCUGCUGUGGGAUGUUCAUCCCACUAGGCCUUAGGUGAUAUAGGAGCUGUUGCCUUGUCCCUUUCAAUGUGUUGGUGGGGGGCCUAAAGCGCCUUUUGUAAUGCACUUCUGCCUGCUAAAACAAGUGAUGGGCUUGUCAGAAUGGGUAUUCCUAGCUAGCUGAGGAGUCAGUGAGGCUGGGCAGUUGCUAGGGGCCUCAUGGGCCACUGUGGGAGAGCCUGUAUAAUGCACUACGGCCUCCAGCAUUUGGAGGAAGGGACAGGCUGGCUUUGCUCCUACUGCCCAGCUAUCCACUUGGUGCACCUUCCUCAGCAGCAGCCAGGGCUAGGCAAGAACCCUGUUGUAGCAGAAGAAGAGUAACUGGUUCACAAGUUAAGUCUCAUCCUCUGAGAUCAGCUUGACCCCUAACACAGGAGCAUUGCUCUCCAUUCAUAAAGCUUUGCUAGCAGUAAGUACCCAGCACACUUGUCUUUGGUAUCCACCAACAUGUCAAGUUGCUCAGUGUCUUUCUUAGCUCUUGGCCUCAGCACCUUCCUGUGGCAGAGAAUCCCACAGGCUUAUGACACAUCAUGUAAACAAUUCAGAAUUUGCCACCUUGCAGCCACUGUGACUCCCUGUGUUAGGAGAGAAGGAGAAUAAAAAAAUCAUGAUCUCA